This is a messenger RNA of Fulmarus glacialis (Northern fulmar), 2107 nucleotides long. Its product is annotated as zinc finger protein 827-like. The annotation marks the transcript as partial. Gene Ontology annotation, molecular function: DNA-binding transcription factor activity; RNA polymerase II cis-regulatory region sequence-specific DNA binding. The transcript is spliced from 6 exons. Gene Ontology annotation, biological process: regulation of transcription by RNA polymerase II. NCBI's taxonomy places the organism in Eukaryota, Metazoa, Chordata, Aves, Procellariiformes, Procellariidae. The record is from RefSeq and is a predicted model, not a curated record.
AUGGAGACAUUGUGGGCCUGUGUUCUCUUCUUGAACGUGCAGCCAUCAUGUGAUGGGAAGCUCCUCUUCUUUGGAUACGAUGCUGAUGACGACAGGCUUGUCAAGAUUUUGUCUUCAAAGAAAGACUUAUUAAUUUUCAAAAAACUUUUUCCUGGUCACUUAAUCCAGGCUGAUGCCAUGUCCGUGCACUUUAAGGGGGAUGUAGAUGGUACCAGACAGGAAGAAGUGGAAGGUGAACUCAGUGAAGAAGAACGCUGGUUUGGAAAUUCUUCAGAAACUCCUUCAGAAGCGUCAUAUGGAGAAGUCCAGGAGAACUUUAAGUUGUCUCUUGAGGAUAGAAUCCAAGAGCAGUCCACUUCCCCAGAUACUUCUUUGGGAAGUGCAACUCCUAGCAGCAACACAGCGGAGCUGGGAUCCAUUGAAAAUGAGGCACUAAGAGACACAUUACAGAGCAAAGAGCACCUUUCUCCUGAUGUGUCAUCUCUGUGUGAAGAAGAACCUCCUGGUCCAAAUAAGCCACUGAGUAGUAACCUGAGGCGGCUACUGGAGGCUGGCUCCCUCAAGCUGGAUGCUGCUGUUACAGUCAAUGGCAGAGUCGAGUCCCCCGUAAAUCUCGGCUCAAAUCUCUCCUUCUCUCCACCUGCUCAUCAUGCCCAGCAGCUAAGUGUUCUUGCCAGAAAGCUUGCUGAGAAACAGGAACAAAGUGACCAAUACAAUGCAAGUAGUCACUUUAUAUGGAAUCAAGGUAAGUGGUUGCCAAACUCAACCACUACCUGUGGUUUGUCCCCUGAUUCAGCUAUCCUGAAACUGAAAGCCGCAGCCAAUGCCGUUCUGCAGGACAAAUCUCUUUCAAGGACUGAAGACACUAUAAGAUUCGAAUCCUUUUCCUCACCUUUUAGUUCUCAGUCAGCCAGCUCCACAUUAGCAGCUUUAUCUAAGAAAGUGAGUGAAAGAAGCAUGACUCCUGGGCAGGAGCACCCGCCUCCGGCUAGUUCUUUCCUUUCUCUGGCUUCCAUGACCUCUUCAGCUGCCCUUCUCAAGGAGGUUGCUGCAAGGGCUGCAGGCACCCUGUUGGCUGAGAAGAAGAAAUCACUGGUUGCUGAGGAUCCCCUGCAGCUUUCAGAGAUGAAGCAAGAGAAAGCAACUCCACCACAGUCUUUGGAAUUAUUGUUACUGCCAGUCCCUAAGGGAAGAGCAUCCAAACCCACUAGUACAGCCUCAGAAGAAGAAGGAGGAAAACCUUUCCAGUGUCCGAUCUGUGGUUUGGUUAUCAAGAGGAAGAGUUACUGGAAACGGCACAUGGUGAUUCAUACAGGUUUGAAAAGUCAUCAGUGUCCACUCUGUCCAUUUCGCUGUGCACGCAAGGACAAUCUCAAAUCACACAUGAAGGUUCAUCAGCACCAAGACAGGGGUGAGACUUUUCAAUGCCAGCUAUGCCCUUUUACCUCCUCCCGCCACUUCAGCCUGAAACUCCAUAUGCGUUGCCAUCAACAUUUCCUCAGGACAGAAUCCAAAGUGAAAGAGGAAAUACCAGAAACUGAGGUGAAGGGGUCACCACAGCUAAAUAGUGACUCCUGCCCGGGACCACAGAGGGAAGGAGGUGGACCUGACCUUACAGGAUCAGCAUCUGUAUCUAAAACACCUGAUGUGGCUGGGCAGCCUAGUGGAGGUAUUCCACCUUUACUAGUGAAAGAAGAGCCCAAAGAUGACAAUGGCAUCUCAGCUGCACCUUUUGCUCUUAGCACUGUUGACAGAGCCCCCAACAACACAAAGCUGAAAGACUCCUCUGACUUUGUGGCCAAUACAGCAUCAGCACUAUUCAGCCAAGACAUCUCUGUCAAGAUGGCAUCAGAUUUUCUUAUGAAGCUGUCAGCUGCAAAUCAAAAAGAGCCCUUGACUCCUAAAUUUAAAGUGAAAGAGGAGCCUAAGGAUGAAGAAGCUGCAAGUUCAGCCUUGUCUCAGUCCAGCUAUGUGUUCAGCCAGGAAUCUGAAGCCUCAGCUCCAAACAUCCCUGAGGAGAAACUCAAGCCACAGGAAGCGCAGGCAAAUGUGAUGAGGCAGGAUAUGUCGGUCAAGGCAGCAUCUGAGCUCCUCAUGAAGCUCUCAG